UCUUGAGUUAUGCAGCAUAGGCUGGCGGGGUGAGGGCCUUGGGGCUGGAGAGAAACGGCCCCUUAAGUGUAUUAUUACUAUGGUGAUCUUUGAUGAGAAGAAUACAUUUUGGCUGGAGUUUGAGUUUUGAAACUUUUUUUUCUUCCCCUUCCUUGGGUUGCCAGCAUGGAGAAGGUGGGGGAUGCCCUGGAAGAAGUCCUGAGCAAAGCCCUGACUCAGAGAAGCAUCACCGUUGGGGUGUAUGAGGCUGCCAAACUACUCAACGUGGAUCCAGAUAAUGUGGUGCUUUGCCUGUUGGCAGCAGACGAGGAAGACAACCAGGAUGUUGCUUUACAAAUUCACUUCACUCUGAUUCAAGCUUUUUGUUGUGAAAAUGACAUUAAUAUACUUCGAGUGAAUAACCCAAGCCGCCUUGCAGAGCUUCUGCUUUUAGGGGCAAGCGGAGGGGUUGAACAGCCUGCAGACCUGCACUGUGUGCUAGUAACAAAUCCACAUGCUUCUCAAUGGAAGGAUCCAGCCCUAAGUCAGCUGAUCUGCUUUUGCCGUGAAAGCCGCUACAUGGAUCAGUGGGUCCCCGUUAUUAAUCUGCCUGAACGGUGACAGCAGGCAAAUAAGGUUGAACUGAAUAGAGAAAAAGUUGCACUGAAGUUUCAAGAUACUUUAGUUAUUUGCUCAGGAAGUAAUUUCCCAGCCUGACACAAGGAUUACAGUAAUUGAGGUCAAGUCAGUAGGCUGAGGUUGAACUGCACAUUGUGUGAAACUGAAGGAUGUUUGACAGCACGGUUGGUCAAUGAUGGACUCAAAGCAGAAGCCAUGUUGAGGGAGCAAUAGGAAGUCCCCAGAGGAAGUUAAGAGUUCUGCAAGACGGUUGUGAAAUCAAGUGUGGCAGAGUUCCUUUCAGAAGCCACCAAGUGGGCUUAGUUGGCAUUGUCAGAGAGGAAACUCCUAGUUUCUGUUUUAAAUACCUUUCACUUUUGAGACCGAAAAGGUUUCGUUUACUCUAGCAACCAUUCUCUUUUGUUUCAACACGCCCAUUUCUUCAGUUUUCUUCUAAGAAGUAUUAAAUUAUUUCGCAAGACCAGUGAAAGAUUUAUUUAUGCUAGGGAUUUUGUGCACCACUUGUAUUAAAAUGGUUGAACUGCUGCCUUUUAAUGUUUGAAAUUGGACUGUGUUCACUGAAAUAAAACAUUUAAAAAUCACCAGGAAAUGGUUGUU
Molecule: messenger RNA, 1215 nt
Organism: Protobothrops mucrosquamatus (brown spotted pit viper)
Lineage: Eukaryota; Metazoa; Chordata; Lepidosauria; Squamata; Viperidae
Gene: GADD45A
Product: growth arrest and DNA damage inducible alpha
Exons: 3
Coding region: 166-600 (144 amino acids)
Biological process (GO): regulation of cell cycle
Cellular component (GO): cytoplasm; nucleus
Source: RefSeq, a predicted model, not a curated record